Coniophora puteana RWD-64-598 SS2 is the source of this 1319-nucleotide messenger RNA. Its product is annotated as ankyrin. Gene Ontology annotation, cellular component: cytoplasm; nucleus. Gene Ontology annotation, molecular function: protein binding. The transcript is spliced from 5 exons. NCBI's taxonomy places the organism in Eukaryota, Fungi, Basidiomycota, Agaricomycetes, Boletales, Coniophoraceae. The coding region runs from base 33 to 1268 and encodes 411 amino acids. The record is from RefSeq and is a predicted model, not a curated record.
UUUAACUAAAGCUCUCAAGUUACAGUCUCAAGAUGAGUAGGACGCCAGGGAGCGGAGGCUUCAGCAUCCCAGCUAACAUGAAGGCACUUCUUGAUCAGACACUGGAGUUCAUUAAUUCUGACAAUGGAGGCGAUAUUUUGAGGAUCAUGUAUCAAGAUGUGUCGGCGCAUUUUAGUGCCAAGCUUCUCUCGAAUUUUGUACUUGCAUGCUACCUCGGAUCAAUUAAUGAAGUGAAGAAGUUGGUCACGAGCGGCGCAGCUCCUGACCUCACCGGACAUGAAACUGGUUUACGGCUUGGCUACCUCGCAUUAACUGUCCUGGGUGCUUCACGGGUAAUCAGUGGUCCAAAGGAGAGUCUGCAGCAUUUCGCAGUAGUACGAUACCUGCUUGAAUGCGGCGCACCCCCGGAUGUGCCUGAUAUCUGCGGGCUGACCGCGCUGUUUCAUGCAUGCACGCCUCCAAACGAGCUACCUGGUCUCGCGAUGGCUCUGCUUCAGGGAGGCGCUAACCCAAACCAUCGCAACCGCUACGGAGAAACUGCUAUAUUCUUCCCGCUUCAGGGUGAGAACACCCGGAUCAUGUCGAUUCUGAUCAAAAACGGCGCAGAUAUGACUCUUCCGGAUGCUAAUGGCGACACCCCUGACAAACUCUACGUCAAUAGUGGCGCAAAAAUGACGGCUGCUGUGAGGAAGGCGAAGCGUGAGCUAGUGGGAGAGCAAGCUCCCCUGGAUGAUCGUAAAUGUGCUAGCUGCCACAAGCGGGCCGACGAUAUGAAAAGGUGCUCACGUUGUCAGACCGUCUUGUAUUGCUCUACGGAUUGUCAAGUCUCUCACUGGCAGACUCACAAAGUCGAAUGCCAGUCGUUCUCUGGGGAAAAUACGGUCACCUUGAAGCCUACGUAUAUGGAUGGAGGCCACGCAUUUACAAUGUCAACCUCCGACAUCGUCCGACGUGCUAUGGGCACCGCCAGGGAUGCUGGGGCCAAAUUUGAUGUGCCAUUCGCCAGCACACGAGGCGCAUCGGAGAAGAGCAUGGUAAUUAAGGUCCAGUCCAAUCUUGGACAGGGACCCCUCCUUGUCUACAAUAAGAAAAGGGACUUGAACUGCUAUAUCCACCGAUCCGAUAAUCCACGCGGCUAUGACGAAAUCGUCAAAGUCAUCCGCGCCAAGGGACCUAUGGGACUCAAGGCGUACUUCGCGGCUCAGCUAAAAAGCAAAGACGAAUUAGUUAUCAAGAUUUCUGAGGUUCUUGCGGAGCAGCCUUUCUAGAUGUCGGGUGCUUCAUGGGUCCUCCAGCUUGCCUCCAGCGGUUGUUUUUUU